UCCCAUUUGACACUUUAAGGAACCCUCUUUUUUCAUUGUCGCCAGCAACUCGGUAAUACUGCAACAAGGAUAAAUCAGACGAUUAACUAAUAAUUUAUCAGAUCAAAUGUUCCCAAAAUCAACACAACCUUGGUCCAAUAAUAUUUUCCAAUCAACGUUUACAUGGUUACCCCGAUACAUCCAUUUUUAUCUUAAUCUGUUUAUGAAGUCUACGUGCAUCGAACGCACAGGUCAUAAUUAGCGGAGAGUCGAGAGACUGCAUCUUAUACUGAGUGCGGGGAAAAUUGUGGAACAUAAGAUGGUACAAAUUAUGGACCCGAUUAUGAAAAUUGCAGUUGUGGCUGUUUUUUCUCUUCUUUUGAUGCGUGAUUCAUGCACCAUUGGUACAUCGACCAACACUGCUACUUCAUCGACGAAUACGACAGCUCCACCAGGCACUGCUACUUCAUUGACGAAUACGACAGCUCCACCAGGCACUGCUACUUCAUUGACGAAUACGACAGCUCCACCAGGCACCACUGCUUCAUCAACGACAACCACUCCUUCACCAGCCGUGGCAAGUUCAUCGAGGAUAACCCCUGCUGUAUCAGGCAUUACUACGUCAUCGACGCCAACGACAUCUUCACCAGCGGUGAAUAAUAACAGCCAUUCAAUUUCGACUUCACCUCAAAAUCCAGAAGCAGCGAGUCAGGAGAAUACAGCUACUUGUAUACUGCCAAUAUACAACGUGUACAUGUGUUUGUCACUUGUUGUAUUCUGGAGAUACAACUCAGAUAAUUAACAUGCAUUAUUUGAAAUAACUUUGUGUCUCAAAUGACCACCCUAUGACGCCGAAUUCAGUUGCUGAUUGGGAACUUUUGUGAUAUCUACUUUUAUUUAUUUUGAUAUGUAUAGAUCAGAAUUUUUUUACAUACUAUCUACAAUUGUUUGAUUGAUAAUGGGAUAUUUAUCAAAUGCAAUUACAUGUAUAUCUUAUGCAAAUUCAAUUAUUAUAAUCAUGUCAGAUUACUGUAUUAUAAUUAAUCUGUGCUAUAACCAAGAUAUCUUCAUAUUUUAAAUUAUGAAAAUGCUGCAUUCCCUAUAUUCGGAACCCGACUUUACAUUAGAAAGCUUAAUAUAUCUAGCUCACUUUUUUAAACUCAGUUAAAAAAUGGAACAUAAAUUAUCAGCCUUACAAA
This is a messenger RNA of Ostrea edulis (European flat oyster), 1178 nucleotides long. RefSeq lists its product as uncharacterized. NCBI's taxonomy places the organism in Eukaryota, Metazoa, Mollusca, Bivalvia, Ostreida, Ostreidae. The transcript has 9 exons. Bases 373 to 639 code for a protein of 88 amino acids. The record is from RefSeq and is a predicted model, not a curated record.